Sphenostylis stenocarpa is the source of this 1971-nucleotide messenger RNA. The record is from the annotation of a GenBank genome assembly. Lineage: Eukaryota; Viridiplantae; Streptophyta; Magnoliopsida; Fabales; Fabaceae.
AUGUCUUCUUCCUCUUCUUUUCUCUUCCCUCAAACUCAAUCCACAGUUCUCCCAGACCCUUCAACCUACUUCUCCUCAAACCUUCUUUCCUCUCCACUUCCCACCAACUCUUUCUUUCAGAACUAUGUUAUUCCAAACGGGUCUCAACCUGAGUACAUUCACCCUUACCUCAUCCAAACUACAGACACCUCACUGUCAGUCUCGUACCCUCUUCUCCUCUUCACCACAGCAGUUUUGUACCAAGCUUUUGUGCCAGAUCUCACCAUCUCUUCCACUCAAACACACUCACGUGAACAAAACCGUGUAAUCUCAUCAUUCAGUGACCUUGGUGUCACUUUGGACAUUCCCUCCUCCAACCUUAGAUUCUUUCUCUCAAGAGGAAGCCCUUUUGUAACUGCUUCUGUCACCUCUUCAACAUCUCUUUCUAUCACCACUGUGCACACCAUAGUCUCUUUGUCUUCCAAUGAUGACAACAACACCAAGUACACCCUUAAGCUUAACAACACUCAGACGUGGCUCAUAUACGCCUCCUCCCCAAUCUAUUUGAACAAUGAUAGUGCUUCCAAGGUUACCUCCAAGCCAUUUUCUGGCAUCAUUCGUGUAGCAGUGUUGCCUAAUCCUGACUAUGUGUCAAUUCUCGACAAAUUCAGCUCUAGUUACCCUCUCUUGGGUGAUGCAACACUAGAGGAGCCGUUCCGUUUGGUUUAUCAAUGGCAAAAGGAAGGGUAUGGGGAUUUGCUCAUGCUGGCUCAUCCUCUUCAUAUUAAGCUUUUAUCAAAUAAUAAUAACGGUAAACUUACUGUACUGACUGAUUUUAAGUAUCAGAGCAUUGAUGGUGAUCUAGUUGGUGUUGUUGGAGAUUCAUGGGUGUUGGAAACGGAUUCUAUUCCUGUGACAUGGUAUUCUAACAAAGGAGUGGGAAAGGAUUCAUAUGAUGAGAUUGUCUCAGCGCUUGUUAAGGAUGUGCAAGCGCUUAAUUCUUCAGAUAUAGGAACAGAUUCAUCUUAUUUUUAUGGGAAGCGCGUUGGAAGGGCUGCAAGGUUGGCAUUGAUAGCGGAAGAAGUGUCUUUUUCAAACGUGGUUCCCACGAUUAAGAAUUUUCUUAAAGAGGCCAUUGAGCCUUGGUUAGACGGAACUUUCCAAGGGAAUGGUUUUCUAUAUGAAAACAAAUGGAGUGGACUUGUAACCAAACUAGGUUCAACGGAUGCAACCGCUGAUUUUGGGUUUGGAGUUUACAAUGAUCACCAUUACCAUUUGGGGUACUUUCUAUAUGGAAUUGCGGUUCUUGCAAAGAUUGAUCCCGAGUGGGGACAAAAAUACAAGCCACAAGCUUAUUCACUUGUGGAAGAUUUUAUGAACUUGGGACAAAGGUAUACCAGAAUUUAUCCACGUCUAAGGUGUUUUGACCUUUAUAUGUUACAUUCUUGGGCUGCGGGAGUGACUGAAUUUGAAGAUGGAAGGAAUCAAGAAAGUACAAGUGAAGCUGUGAAUGCAUACUAUUCAGCAGCGUUGGUGGGUCUAGCAUAUGGUGACUCAAGUCUUGUUGCCACUGGGUCAACGUUAAUGGCAUUGGAAAUUCUUGCUGCACAAACUUGGUGGCAUGUGAAAUUGGAAGAGAACUUGUACGAAGAAGAAUUUGCCAAAAGCAAUAGGAUAGUGGGGAUUUUGUGGGCUAAUAAGAGGGAUAGUAAGUUAUGGUGGGCUGGUUCUGAGUGUAGAGAGUGUAGGCUUGGAAUCCAAGUGCUACCCUUGUUGCCUAUUACUGAGACCUUGUUCUCUGAUGCUGAUUAUGUGAAGGAGCUUGUGGAAUGGACACUGCCCUAUUUAAGUAGUCAAGGGUGGAAGGGUAUGACCUAUGCCUUGCAAGGAAUUUAUAAUAAGGAAACGGCAUUGGAGAAUAUAAGAAUGUUGAAUGGUUUUGAUGAUGGAAACUCUUAUAGUAAUCUCUUGUGGUGGAUUCACAGCAGAUGA